Molecule: messenger RNA, 3615 nt
Organism: Suillus subalutaceus
Lineage: Eukaryota; Fungi; Basidiomycota; Agaricomycetes; Boletales; Suillaceae
Exons: 22
Coding region: 1-3615 (1204 amino acids)
Biological process (GO): transport
Molecular function (GO): protein binding; transmembrane transporter activity
Source: RefSeq, a predicted model, not a curated record
AUGGAACAUUGGCCUGCGGAUGAACGACACAAAACAUUGCCUGUAAAGAAACAGGCCCGGGGAAGGGGAAACAAAAGGCUCCAAGUUCACGACACUCAGUAUUGGAAUCGUCCUUCCCUCGAUUAUGGAACCUUUGGUAGUGCGACCCUCGUGUCAUCUGACGGACGGCUAGCUUGGACAACUGUUGUUGAUACAUCAAAUGCUCGAAGAGUGACACCAGUUGAAGCGGGGCGUUGUAUUUUUCCAGCCACUCGACCUGUGAAUCCGACGCCAAGUCGUCUUGCGCAGUGGAGGCGAAUCGAAGAAGGACUCAACUUCGUUAGAACAUGUUUCCCGGACGCCGAUUUCCCUGCGGAGCUCAUCAAGGCGGAAUUCCAGUCCGACGAACGACAAAACCGAGAGUUAAAAGUCUACGAUCCUUUGAGAGGCAAUCUCAUUAGCAUUGUACCAUCUUCUAGCACCCCUCAAACAUCACUAAUUCUCUUUCCGGUGGGAGAAACCAGCAAUGAAUUGAAUAUUUCAUUUAUAUCCGCUACUAAUUCCGACUCUACUUUUCACGCGCCUGGGCACGCUGCGUCCAAGUUCGAGACACCUAUUCUCCAGAUCUCAACUCCAAAUGCAUCGAAUUCACCUCUGAAGCACGGCACCAAUCCUGUUUUAGUCAGAACACUCUCCGCAACAUCUCUGUUGAGCAUUGAAUCGGCGGAUGAAGGCACCGACUUCAAGGCCACAAGGGAGGUGGACAUAUUAUCUGAUGACACAGGAGGCAAAAGCGUAGUAGAUGCUGCAUUUUCACCCCAUGACUCGGAUAUCAUUGCUGUGAACACCUCUGGAGCACUUUACAACUGCAGUAUAUAUCAAGGAGCGAAAGCUGUGCGGCGCAUAGGGGUUAACCAAGUUCGUUUUGAGAACACAAACGGAGACCAAUUUUGGAGGCUUCGUCCGUCUGACCAAGGCUACUUCCUAGCGUCAAGUAGCUGCAUUCAACAUCUCGAUUUCAGGUUGGGCUCUGUUGUGACAUCUUUUGACUGGUUAGAGCGAGAACAUCUCCUCACCAUUUCGACGACAUCGGAGCUCCUAUGGUUGGACAAUCGGUACCCGAAGAAAAUGCUUCUGAGCUUCAAGCACAACCGAGCGCGUGAUAGAUCGCUCAAUGUCAGAGCUGUACAGUUAGACAGCGGCCCUCUGACUUUCUUAAGUUCGCUUAAAAGCGGACUCAUCACUAUUUAUGACGUGUCUCGAGGAAAUGACAAUCUGAUCCACUGUCAUUCCGUUCCAACAUCUUUACCUCACGACGGAGAUAUGGGUGCGUCUGAGGCGGAAAGUACAUUUUUUGUCCAGCCCGAUAGGUCCACCUUUUCCCUCUUGCGGCUCUCCGGACAAGGCAGUCUCCACUGCCAAGACUUUGCUGUAUAUCGCAAUGGCAUGGACGUACUUCCAAGACAGACUAGUGGCACUAGCCACGAAUGGUCCGCCGAUGUGCAGAAACUAGCUCAAAGAGCAAAGGAGCUUCAACCUCAGUACGGGCCACUGAGCGCAAGGCAUUUCUCAGAGUUAAACCUACGGACUGCGUAUCAGAAAAUUUUCGUUACGGGGGGUGUUAAAGAACAAGCUGCCUCCGAGGGCGAACUUGCCGUGAUAACAGAGAAGCUAUCUCAGUUUUGGGAAAGGACAAAUAAUUCUGACAAGGCAAUGUUGACCUUGUAUGAUGUCUGCCUUAGCGCUGACGAAGAGCCAGACGAAGCUUCACGAGCGAACUUUUUUGCUGGCGGGAUCAUCAACUCGAAUCAUGGGUACAAAACGCUUGUACGCAACGAGCUACCGGUUCAGGAAAUUACGAGUGGUGCAGCAUGGUCUUGCGAUUUCAAGCCGUUUCUCUGCCGUAUGGGGCUUGGUCGCGUGGACCACUGGCAGGAGAUGCAUAGUGCUCUGGAAGCCUUCAGUUUGUCAUACUCGAACGAUGCCCCUGGGACAUUCGUGCAACAAGAGGAAGAGUCACGAGAACAGCUCAUCCUCGAUUUGGCCCUUUCUAGCAUGGUAUUUUCAGCUCAACCUGUUUCCAUGCCCGCUGCUCCGAUCCAAGUUGACGAUGUGGAGAUUAUGUCUCUUGCCGCAAAAUCUCUAAUACUUGACGACGAACUUCCCGAAAUUCAGUUUGGCUACCUGCGUCCAUAUCCCAAGCUUUGUAUCGACCAUUACCCUGAUGCUUCCAGGGACAAGGACGCUGUCGCAGAACCUGCGCAGGAUUGGGAGGUUGGAACGGACGUCGAGUCCUAUACAUAUCAUGAUCCAUACAACACAGAAGGCGACGAUUCUAUUGCUCCUUCCCGAGAACGGGCACUCCCCACCGCACCGGUUGCUACGCAAACGACGACUACAACAUCACAACGCCCUCCGCUGAUUGUUAAUCACUGGGGAAGGUCCGGCACCCAGCCUCAAGCCUCCCAAGAAUUGAUGACGAGUACCCAAGUGUUACCUGGACCGUAUGGUGGUCGAAAUGCUCCGAAUAAGAAGCUUGUGAAGAAGAGGCUGGAUCACGCCCGGCCUUUCUCGACACGGACUGGCAGAGGCACGAAACUGGACUUUUCGUCUGGUCCAGCAAGAAGAGUUAUGGAUGGAACAAGCCCACCAAUAAACCCCUGGUUCAACAGGGAUGGUUUCAACGACGUUCUGAAGCGAAAUAAGCCAGUGGUCUGCGCUCUCUCAGCUAGCUACAUUUCAACCUUUGUUGGAUAUCCAUUGGAUUCUUUGAAGUCGAGACUACAGACCACCAAGACAAGGAUGCCAGUACUCAAGCUUGCUGGUAUCGUCUAUCGGGAAGAAGGAGUAACCGGCUUCUAUAGAGGUCUCUGGAUACCGCUUGUCACGAUUUCGUUUGUCCGUGCUGCUUCAUUCACAAUAUACAGUAGUACAAAAGAAUACUGUCGUAAAAACAACUAUUUUACAGGUGAUAGAGCUUCUGAUGCUGCUCUCGCGGGCGGUCUCAGUGGCGCCUUGUCUGGAUCAUUGAUUUCAUUUACCAGUGCACCCUUCGAACUUGUCAAGGUUCGAAGGCAACUGGAAUAUAGCAUAGCCGCAACUAAAGGCGUACAAAUGGUUAAACCCCCAAAUACUAUCGAUGCUGUCCGAGAAAUUUUUCGAACUCACGGGCUGUCCGGGCUCUGGAUAGGGUUCCGUCUCCACUUUGUGCGAGAUACGGCUGGCACUGCUUUGUACUUUUUUGAAUAUGAUGCUAUGCGACAUCUAUUGGGCCGCCAGCGCUCGGGAGAGCAGGGACCAACACCAGCAUGGCUGCCGAUACCCACAUCCUUGAUUCCCUUCGUCUGUGGUUCGCUGGCCGGCGUGUCUUCAUGGGCAUUGAUAUAUCCGCUUGAUGUGUUAAGUAAAGACCAAGUCCAGCAACGUGCUUUAGCUGGCACUCCUCCGAAAGGAGUAUGGGAAACCCUCCGUCGCCUCGUGCGCGGUCCGGAUCCUAAGGAUCCAAAGCCAGUCCUUGCUGGCAUAGCACGCAUAUAUCGCGGUCUCGGCGUCAGUGCAGUGCGGAGCAUCACGACGCACGGGCUUCUCUGGACGUUAUUCGAUAUCACGUCGCAUUAUAUCGAUCAUCUACACUGA